Molecule: messenger RNA, 2325 nt
Organism: Bacillus rossius redtenbacheri
Lineage: Eukaryota; Metazoa; Arthropoda; Insecta; Phasmatodea; Bacillidae
Product: small ribosomal subunit protein mS39
Exons: 12
Coding region: 135-2102 (655 amino acids)
Biological process (GO): mitochondrial translation
Cellular component (GO): mitochondrion
Molecular function (GO): protein binding; ribosomal small subunit binding; rRNA binding
Source: RefSeq, a predicted model, not a curated record
AGUAGAAACAAAUAUUUGUUGGCAAUGUAAUCAUCUCAAAGUGUUUUGUUUUUGCAAUGUUUUGAUAUUGCGGCUAAUGCUGUGUGUUGUUAAAAGAAUUUGAUGUGCUUUCGUAACUUCGUCGAGAAUACAAAAUGAAUUCACUGAAAAAGUGUUACUGUAAAUUUGGUGAGCACCGCCUGAAAGUCUUGAAGACUGCCCUGUCUCGCCAGUCGACUGCAUCUGCACCUGUGGAGGAGAUAAAGAUUCCCGAGAAGAUCAAGAGGGGACCAACUGAUAUACUUAGAGCCCUGUCGAGCACAGUGGGGCGUGACUACACAGCAGCGCACUACAAGUACCACGACGACCCGUACCUCAUCCCCACGUCCAACAUCAGCAAGCGCACGUUUGCCCUGGCGAAGGAGUCUGGUCGCAAAGCUGCCUUCUGGAUACGCCAAGAGAACCCUUUCUUGUUCCAGCACAGAGAGGCGGACCCACCCAUACAAGCAUUUUACCCAAAGCCAGUUUUUGAUGAGAACAGUGACGUAAGUGAAGAGAUCUUACUGAGGUGUAUUGCUGACGUGUGUGUCUCCGAUGCAUUGACUGUCUACGAACUGCUUUGCAAGAAAGGAAUAGACGUGAGCGAGCAGGCGAAGCUGUCGCUGCUGCAGCUGGCGUGCUACCACAACUGCGAGGACAGCCUGCGGGAAGACCUGUUCGAGGAGCGCUGGUUCAAGCAGGGCACGCAGAAGAAGGCCCAGCACAGGAAGACCUGGAAGGACAAUGGUCUAGCAGAGACAAUUUUCAACUCGUUGCAAGAGAAGAAGCCGGAAGCGUACUGCGCAGUGAUUCAAGGCAUGGUGCGCUUCUUCCAAGUAGACAGAGCCUGGCAGCUGUACGAGGAAACACAGGCGAAGGGUAUCCCCGUCACCACGGAAACCUACAACUCCCUCAUCUCAGUCGCCAACUAUCUGCGCGAAGGCAACGACCUCAGAUGGAAGCUUAUUGAAGAGUUGCUGACCGCGAUGGCCAGGCAGGGCCUUGCCCCCGAUGUGUCCACCCUCAACUCUGUGCUGGAGGCAGUCAGCAGCAUGGGCAUGUACUGGCAGGCCAAGACCUAUGCCCUGCAGGCUGUCAAAGAGUUCACUAGCCUGGGCAUCGAGCCAUCCCUGGCCAGCUACUACUUCCUCCUCGUCAUAUUCUGUAAAGAACGUGGGCCUGUGAGCAACAUCCUGGCAGAGAUCAUGGAGCACAUCCGUGGGCGUGCGUUCACGAUCCGCGAUGCCAAGGACACACACUUCUUCGUGACGGCGAUGGAGAUGUGUCGCCGCCACCUGCAGGACAAGGACCUGGCGUGGCAGGUGGACGCGCUGCUCCACACCGCCAACAACUACGACCUCAUCGGCGACUCCUACAAGGAGUCCGUGUACUAUCGUCACUUCUUUGCGCUGCUGUGCAGCAUGGAACCUCUGGAUGUGUUCAUGGAUUUCUAUAACAAGAUGGUGCCAAACAUCUACGUCCCAGAACCAGGUAUCAUGGAGGAGGUGAUAAAGGCGGUGGACAUGAACGGCGCGAUGGAACACCUGCCCCGGCUGUGGUCCGACAUGGUGAUGUUCGACCACACGGACCGCGAGAACCUGCUGGUCGCCGUGCUGGGCGCGAUGAUCCGCAACCAGCCAGCACAGGACAGCGACCUGGCCGCGCAGUUCGCCGGCGUCGCCUGGGCCGUGUGGCUGAAGCUGGUCGAUCACGACGAGGAGCGCUACCGGCAGCUCAGGGCCACGGGCGCGAUGCUGGGGGACGUGAUGGUGCUGCUGCUGAGGGCGGGCCGGUUCGCCGACGCCUGCGCCGUGCUCGGGAAGCUGGACAGGGACCAGCACGCGGUGGUGGGCGUCCCCGCCGUCGCGGCCCUGCAGCUCUUCCUGGACGCCUGCGUCCAGCAGAAGGACGCUCAGCAGGCGAUUGCGUGCGUCCGGUACUGCGCUGACGCGGGCUACCCGGAGGCGGGGCAGCUUGCACAGAGCCUCCAGGGCUCGCUGCCCCUCUCCGCCGGCCAGGUGGACAAGCUGGCCAGCAUCGUGGGCCGGGAGGCCGUCGGUCUGUCGCACGAGGCCGCCUCGUGAGGCCCAGUGAGGGCCCCGUGGUCUCACGUCAGCCGUGUGCAGGCAUCCUUAGCCUCCUGUCACGAAUGCCUCGCAUUCCGUCAUACGACACGUAUAGUGUAGCAGUUGCAUGUGACUUUUUUUUUAGCCACGAUACAUAAAUUGAUCAUUUGUGACAUUUGUAUAUAAAACUAUAGUUGAAGAUCUUGUAAUAUGAGUCGCAAAUUAAACACACACCUUACAA